Drosophila subobscura is the source of this 1264-nucleotide messenger RNA. RefSeq names its product putative mitogen-activated protein kinase 14C. Gene Ontology annotation, biological process: intracellular signal transduction; protein phosphorylation. The transcript has a single exon. Bases 75 to 1202 code for a protein of 375 amino acids. Gene Ontology annotation, cellular component: nucleus; cytoplasm. The record is from RefSeq and is a predicted model, not a curated record. NCBI's taxonomy places the organism in Eukaryota, Metazoa, Arthropoda, Insecta, Diptera, Drosophilidae. Gene Ontology annotation, molecular function: MAP kinase activity; ATP binding.
AUCAGUUGAAUUUACUUCGCCACAGGUAAAGCUACGUUUUGUGGGCAGCAGCCAAAGGAAUAAAUAUAAAUAAAAUGUCAAAAUUCACCAAAUUGGUAAUGGAUGAGAAAGAAUGGGAGAUCCCCGAGGUAUAUGAGGUUGUGCGGCUCCUCGGCGCCGGUUCCUUUGGCCAGGUGUCAAAAGUGAAGUUGCGUGGAAGCGAGGUGAAUGUGGCCAUCAAGAAACUGCUGCAGCCAUUCGAAACGGCGGAGCAUGCCAAACGAGUCUAUCGCGAGAUACGUCUGCUGAAGCACAUGGAUCACCCGAAUGUGAUCAGUUUGUUGGACAUAUUCCAUCCGCCAUCGCCUUCGUCCAACCCCACUCCCACUUUGGAGAACUUUCAGCAGGUGUAUUUAGUGACUCAUCUCAUGGAUGCAGACCUUCAUAAUGUCAUACGGUCGCAAAAGCUGUCGCACAGUCAGAUUAAGGUGAUACUCUAUCAGAUUCUGAGGGGCUUAAAGUAUAUUCACAGUGCUGGUGUCCUCCAUCGGGACCUGAAGCCUGGCAACAUUGCUGUGAACAAAGACUGCGAGCUGCGUAUUCUCGAUUUUGGCAUGGCACGAUUGACCAGCAAAGAUAUGACAACUUAUGUGACGACACGAUGGUAUCGCGCCCCCGAGAUUCUCUUCUGCUGGACGAACUAUACCAAUGCAAUUGAUAUGUGGUCUGUGGGCUGUAUAUUUGCCGAACUGAUUACGGGUCGUCCCCUCUUUCCCGGACGGGACUAUCUGAAUCAACUUGAGUGCAUCAUCGAUAAAAUGGGCACACCAUCGGCCGAGUUCAAAAGAAAUAUUGACUUUGAAGGUGCUCGCAAAUACAUUGAAUCUCUGCCCACAAAGAGCCAGUGCGAUUUUGCGGAACUCUUCGGACUUGCCGGCAAUUCUCAGGCCGUGGACUUAAUACAGAAAAUGCUAGUACUGGAUCCGGACAAUCGCAUAACAGCCGAUGAAGCAUUGAGACAUCCAUUCCUGAAAGACUUGGUGAAGCCUCACCACAACGACGAGGACACUGCUCCACUCUAUGAUCAAAAUUUUGAGAACAUGGAUUGGCUUUCUGUAAAGUGCUGGAAGGAGCUUGUGCUGAAUGAAAUCAGGAAUUUCAGACCUCCUCCCUCAUACGAGGAAGCUCUGAAGUGUGCAAUGUGUCAGGUGGAUCAAAAGUGAUGUUAAUAUAAAUAAUAAAUAAAAUAUUUUCGUUCUUUUCAAAUAAAGCCAGUCGUACUCUG